CUGACACCUUUGCCGAGCUUAGGUUCCCUCCCACAGCCAAUUUCAUUACUUAAUCGAGUUUUCCAAGUCCAGUUCAAAGGGCAUUUUAAAGAAGACCUUCCUCCCAGCAGUCCGUUCGGGUCUCUCCCUCUAAAUUACACAUUUCCGGACGGCACAGACUGAGCGCUCGUCGUCGUGUCCCGGGAGUCCAGCGAAACGCUCUGCAAACAGCAUACAACCCACAAACUUAGACAGCCAACUUCCGGAGUGUAGCAACCUCUACGCCUCACUCUAACCAGCCCGGCCCGCCGGAAGUGACGCGUAGGGAAAGGUGCACUUCCGGUCUGCAAGGCUGCUUCCUCAUCCCGGGCCCGGCUUCUCUGGUUUGCUGUCUCUGCUGCUCUGGAGGAUUCACGCGCGAUUGGUAAAGUGCCUCUGCCGAAACCAUGACCAGAUGGGCUAGAGUGAACACCUCAAAUCAUAGGAGACCCUUGUCUGCGACAUCAUGGGAGGACAUGAGGGGGGGAUCUGCAGGGAGUGCAGACCGAAACCUUCCAAAGCAUAAACAACGCCAAAUCAAUAGGCUGUCCCUUCAAAAUGAUUCCCCUCAAGCAAAACAUAAAAAGAACAAGAAGAAAAAAGAGUAUUUAAAUGAAGAUGUGAAUGGAUUCAUGGAAUACCUAAAACAGAACUCGCAGGUGCUUCACAACGGACAGUUGAUAGCAGCAGACAGCCAGGAAGUACGGGAAGAGAUUGCAGUGGCCUUAAAGAAAGACAAUCGACGGGAAGAAAGACGGUUAAAAAGACAGGCAGCAAAGAAAAAUGCGAUGAUAUGUUUCCAUUGUAGAAGGCCUGGCCAUGGAGUCGCCGAUUGCCCAGCUGCACUGGAAAGUCAGGACAUGGGCACUGGCAUCUGUUACCGCUGCGGGUCCACAGAGCACGAGAUGACAAAGUGCAGAGCUAGCGUGGACCCCGCUCUCGGUGAAUUUCCUUUUGCGAAAUGUUUUGUCUGUGGAGAAAUGGGACACCUAUCCAGGUCCUGCCCCGAUAAUCCCAAGGGCGUCUAUGCCGACGGUGGCAGCUGUAAACUCUGUGGCUCUGUGGAACACUUUAAGAAAGAUUGCCCUGAAAAUCAGAACUCAGAUCGGAUGGUCACAGUUGGUCGAUGGGCAGCGGGAAUGAGUGCCGACUACGAAGAAGUCCUGGAUACACCCAAACCACAGAAACCAAAGACUAAAGCACCCAGAGUUGUUCAUUUUUAAUAAGAAUCGGUACUGCUGGUGACUACCACCUCACUGUUACUUUCCAAAGUAGGCCUUUACAGUUAGAGCUGGCUUCCUGUGGAGGUGAACCUGUGUUAUAGACACCACCCUGACCUAGGUGAAGUCAAGUUGACUGUAUUCUGUCCUUCAAGGAGUACAGGGUGAUUAAUUGUACUUACUCUCUAGACUCUGUGUGUGUGUGUGUGUGUGUGAGAGAGAGAGAGAGAGAGAGAGACAGACAGACAGACAGACAGACAGACAGACAGACAGACUGUCUGUAGCCCAGGUUGGCUUUAAACUAGUAAUCCUGCCUCAGCCCUUGAGUGCUGAGAUCACAGGCACGUGCCUAGGAACAUAAUUCAACAGGAAGAGCUUAGACCUAACUAAGCACCUGUACACUUGGCUGACAGCUGUCUCUGCAUCAAAGUUGACCAGCCCUAAACAAAACUCACAGCUUCAAGUUUGUGAAUAAGUGAAAAUUUGUUUUUCUUUUUUCAGAGUAUCAGUUUAUUAUAAUAGAAAUUUAUUUAUAUAUUGUCACAGAAUCUGGAAUUUUUAGUACCAAAUAAAUUUUAUCAUCUGUU
This is a messenger RNA of Alexandromys fortis (reed vole), 1825 nucleotides long. It is a transcript of the gene Zcchc9, whose product is annotated as zinc finger CCHC-type containing 9. The transcript is spliced from 6 exons. The record is from RefSeq and is a predicted model, not a curated record. Gene Ontology annotation, cellular component: nucleolus. Bases 426 to 1241 code for a protein of 271 amino acids. NCBI's taxonomy places the organism in Eukaryota, Metazoa, Chordata, Mammalia, Rodentia, Cricetidae. Gene Ontology annotation, molecular function: zinc ion binding; nucleic acid binding.